CAAUGUUAUAUCUUUUUAACUAUUGGAAAAUUGAACAUUCACACAAUUAAAUAAUUAACAAAUUACAAACACUAUUUAACAUCAUCACUAUCUUACAUUUACGAUUUAGUAACAAUUAAAUAUUAGUAAUCUAAAUAUCAAUUAAAUAGUGUUUUUUGCUAAAAUAAAAAUAUAUUCAAUUGAUCCGGCCAGCACCUGGUCAAAUCGGACCGGUCAGAAUUUGACCAAACCGGUCUGACCUAACCUGCGGACGGUGUCCGACCAAUCCAGGCGGACCGCCUCCGACUUGACCAGGCAGACCACAGCUUCUCUCAGUUACCGGCGGCAACCCGAAAAUACCUAUUGAAGAUGGUGACAACGGCGGCUCUGAGUUGCGGAGGUGAUGAUGAUUGACGUGGGGCAGCGGGCUCGCGACAACUGCGGUCCUUGGUGGCUGGAGACAGAGGGUGCAAGGUGGAUGGCGACGGAGUGUGGUGGACGGCAACAGAGUCUCGACCGGCCGGCGGCGAUUUGUGGGUGGGAGCAGCGGAAGUGGGAGAGAAGGAAGGGGAGGUGAGAGAUUGGGUUGGGAAUAGAUAGGCUUAGUGUUUUAAAUUAAAAAUGAGACAAAUUCAUCAUAUUUUUUAUAACUACAGGCUACAAAUAACUAUUCAUUUCUUUAUUCCUCCUCGUAAUCGUAACUAUUCCUUUCGCGCCCUUUUCUUUCCUUCUCUUCUCUGUCUGCUAAAACAACGUAGGGCUCGUUAAAUUAUGCAGAGUGCUGCUGCACAUGUGCACACCUCCACCACCGCCCGCUCUGUUCUUUCUCUCUCUCUCUCUGUCGGCCUCGGGCCUCUUCAGGCCUCAGCGGUCGGCAAAUUGCUGCUCUCAAAUUAAAAGCGCAGUUUUUCACCAAAAAAAAAAAAAAAAAUUAAAAGCGCAGUUUAAAGAAAAAGAAGCAAAGCCGUAACAAUUAGUUGGUUCAUUGUUUGUUGUCGUGUCGUGUUGGAAGAGGAGUUCCAGUUUUCAGGUGCCAUGACGCGCCACGUAUUGCUUUCCAGUAGCACUGACCAUUUCUUGGAAAAUUAUUAGUCAAUGACUUCCGUCUCAAGUAAUUGGAUCGGAUACUUAACAUCUCUAGCUUAGCUUAGCUUAAUUACGUUGUCUAAUUGAUUGCAUCAUUAAGCGAGACAUAACCCGGAGUUGGAACCGAGUUAACUUUUAGCUUAACACCAAAAAUACACGUCCAUCUUCUGAGAUAUAAAGCUAACAAUCAUUGGGAUAUGCAUCAAACAUCAUCACCACGUAGAUGCAAUUAUGGACCCAAUCCAAAAGCCCAAAACCAGAAAAAAGGAAAAAAAGAAAAAGAGCAAUUGAUAAAAUAAAGUAUCACCGUCCAAUUAAAAGUCUACUUUAUUCAUCUAGAUUAUCUAUUUAUAUAAAUAAAAGUCCUCUUUAUUUAUUGUCUUGUUGUGUCUCUAACUGAUUAUCACAUUCAUAUUUUUUGGGGCACUAAUCACAGGGCACUCAUACAUACCUAAUUCAGAUUAUGAAAUUGGUAUUGGUAUGGUAAAGGACGAAUGUAACCAUCCUCUUGUGAUUUUAUAAUAGUAUAGUAUUUUCAAAGUGUUUGAUUUAAGUCGGGUGAAUUUCAUAAUAUUUUCGUGACUUCUUUUCCUACGUAUAAUAAUAUUUAUUUGUAGUCACUAAAACUAACCACAUUAACAAACAUGGUGAUCAAGACGUACAUCAACGUGUUACUAGUUUUCAAACAUGAAAUUAACUAUAUUAUAAUGUGAAAAAGAAAUGCAAACAAGGACAGGUCGAAGGUGAAAAACCAAUAUUCAUAAAAUGAAAAUGGAAAAAAAAAGAAGGGAAGAUUGUUAUUAAAAGGACAAAAAUAAAGGGAAAUUGGAGGGGAAAGAAAGAAAGUGCGUGGAAGGCGAAGCAGAAUAUGCCAUAUAGCCAUGGUUUUUGUUCCACUCAUAAACAUUCUGAGAUUGCGGUUGGCAGGGCAACGCAGCUGCUUUGGUCGGUCCUUAAAUCUAAUUGUACCUCCCUUUUGUUAACAAAAUUCAUUUCUUUCUCCCCUUUUCCCCCAAAUUUCUCUCUCGCAUUCUUGCUCGCCCUGAUCCUCGCCUCCUCUUAUCUUUCAGGUACUUCCGCGCCAUUACUUGCUUUCCCUUUGAUUUUUUUUUUCUUUCGCCGGAGAUGGGUUAGUUAGCUUCUUCCAUUGUUAGCGAUUUCCAGCAAUGGGUAGGGGCCGAGUUCGAAAUUUCCCGGCUGGAUUGUGUACAUGUUUGAAUAUUUUUGUUUGAGAACCCUAAAGCUGCUCUGCUUAGAUGCUGGGAAGAUGAUGAAUACCGUAGCCCCGUUAUGUAAUUACUUCAAUUGUAGUUUUCCGUUUUGGGUUUUGCAGAGUGUUUAGACGACGGCAAUAGGGGUUGUGUAUUGUAAUGCUGGGGGUUUAAUCAGGGAAGCAAGCACGGUUUUCGUAUUCUCUGUUUGCUUUAGCCUUGUUCUUCCUGAUUGUGGGAUUUAUUUUUUUAUGUUUCGGAUGCAUGAAUGUAUUUAUGUGUUUUUAGCGGGGAGUUCAUGAAUUUGUCUGUGUAAUUCAGGCAAAUUCAUGAAUUUGUGUGUAUAUCUAACCAAUUUCCUUGGUUUGUUCUUUAUUGGUCUUCCAUUGCAGCAUUCUGGAGCCGGUCUCUGUGGUGAUUUUGGCGCUCACCAGAGUCUGGCUUCCAGAAAAUCCUUCCCCUCCCAAAACCUUGUUGUAGUUACAAGAUUGGCCGAUGGGCAAGGACAAGCAUUCUUUAGGUUUGUUGGAUACCUUAAGAAUGGAGAGGGUGAGGACCAUCUUCACGCAUACAUACCCUUAUCCGCAUGAGCACUCGAGGCACGCCAUCAUCGCGGUGGUGGUGGGUUGUCUUUUCUUUAUAUCUUCAGAUAACAUGCAUACCCUUAUAGCGAAGCUGGACAAUAAUGUCAAAUGGUGGUCCAUGUAUGCCUGCCUGCUCGGUUUCUUCUAUUUCUUCACGUCACCCUUCUUAGGGAAGACAAUCAAACCUAGCUAUUCAAACUUCAGUUGGUGGUAUACGGCUUGGAUUUUAGUUGCAGCCCUAUAUCAUCUCCCUAGUUUUCAGUCAAUGGGAGUAGAUAUGAGGAUGAAUUUGUCCUUGUUCAUGACUAUAUAUGUGUCCUCGAUCGUGUUUCUUCUUGUAUUCCACAUUAUAUUUCUUGGACUAUGGCAUCUCGGUCUUGUUUCUCGUGUUGCUGCAAAACAGCCAGAGAUAUUGACCAUCUUCCAAAAUUGCGCCGUUCUCAGCGUAGCCUGCUGUGUGUUUUAUAGCCAUUGUGGAAACCAGGCUCUGAUGAAAGAUAGACCCCUUCAGAGAAGCCUUUCUAGUUGGUUUCCUUUUAGGAAGAAGGGAGAGAUCAAUACCUGGCUAGCUAAAUUUAUCCGCAUGAACGAAUUAAAAGACCAGGUCUGCUCGUCUUGGUUUGCACCUGUUGGAUCUGCAAGUGAUUAUCCACUUUUAUCAAAAUGGGUUCUCUAUGGAGAGAUAGGUUGCAGCGGGGAUGAAUGUGCAGCCUCAUCUGAUAAUAUUUCUCCUAUAUAUUCAUUGUGGGCUACCUUUAUUGGUCUUUAUAUCGCUAACUAUGUGGUGGAAAGGUCAACUGGGUGGGCUCUUACUCACCCUUUAUCAGUUAAAGAGUAUGAGAAUUUGAAGAAGAAGCAGAUGACGCCAGACUUUCUGGAUAUGGUUCCUUGGUAUUCAGGAACCUCUGCUGAUUUAUUCAAGACACUGUUUGACCUUUUGGUAUCAGUAACUGUAUUUGUCGGUCGAUUUGACAUGCGCAUGAUGCAGGCAGCAAUGAACAAGGUGCAAGAUGGAGUUAAAUCAGACCAUUUCUAUGAUCAUCUUAGCAAACAAGACGAUCUGUGGUUUGAUUUCAUGGCUGAUACAGGUGAUGGUGGGAACUCAACCUACAGUGUUGCACGCUUACUUGCUCAACCGUCUCUUAGGGUUAGCACAGGUGAUUCUGUGCUCUCUCUGCCCAGAGCAAAGUUACUUAUUGUGGGAGGGGAUCUUGCAUAUCCUAAUCCUUCGGCAUUCACAUACCAAAGGCGCCUCUUUUGUCCCUUUGAGUAUGCUCUGCAACCACCUUCCUGGUACAAAGAGGACCAAGUUGCAGUGCACAAGCCUGAGUUACCCCAUGGGGUGUCUGAACUUAAACAGUAUGACGGACCUCAAUGCUUUGUCAUUCCUGGAAACCAUGAUUGGUUCGAUGGGCUUCAUACUUUCAUGAGGUACAUAUGUCAUAAAAGCUGGCUGGGUGGAUGGUUUAUGCCCCAGAAAAAGAGUUAUUUCGCUUUGCAACUUCCUAAAGGGUGGUGGGUUUUUGGUCUCGAUCUUGCACUCCAUAAUGAUAUUGAUGUGUACCAGUUCAAAUUCUUUACAGAAGUAGUGAAAGAGAAGGUAGGAGAAAAUGACUCUGUGAUCAUCAUUACCCAUGAACCAAAUUGGCUUCUUGAUUGGUACUGGAAUGAUGUUUCUGGGAAGAAUGUCACACAUCUUGUACAUGACUAUCUGAAAGGAAGGUGCAAGCUUCGGAUGGCCGGAGAUUUGCAUCAUUACAUGCGUCAUUCACAUGUACCUUCAGAUGGCCCAGUUGAUGUGCAACAUCUAAUUGUAAAUGGCUGUGGUGGUGCUUUUUUACACCCCACCCAUGUCUUUGGUGGCUUCAAGAAAGCAUAUGGAGCUACCUAUGAUACCAAGGCCGCUUAUCCAUCUCUAGAAGAUUCUGGCAGGAUUGCUUUGGGGAAUAUUUUGAAGUUCCGUAAGAAGAACUGGCAAUUCGAUUUCAUUGGCGGCAUUUUGUACUUUCUGCUGGGGUUUUCCAUGUUCCCUCAGUGUAACCUUGACGUCAUUUUGCAAAGUGAUACAUUUUCGGGCCACAUAUGGAGUUUCUUUGGCACAGUUUGGAAUGAAUUUCUUUACUUGCUACAACACUCUCAUGUAUCCUUGCUUGGUGCUCUGGGAUUGCUGAUAGCAGCAGUUACAUUUGUCCCAUCAAAGAUGUCAUGGAAGAAACGUGCCAUGAUUGGAAUUCUUCAUUUCUCUGCACAUCUUGCAUCAGCCCUUGUCCUCAUGUUGCUCUUGGAACUUGGUAUCGAGACAUGCAUUCGUCAUAACUUACUCGCUACAUCAGGAUACCACACUUUAUACGAGUGGUACAGAGCAGUGGAGAGAGAACACUUUCCUGACCCCACCGGUCUUCGAGAUAGGAUAGAACAAUGGACGCUCGGGCUUUACCCUGCGUGCAUAAAGUACUUGAUGUCUGCUUUUGAUGUUCCUGAGGUCAUGGCUGUCACACGUAAUAAUAUAUGCAAGAAUGGUGCCGAAGCACUGUCGAGAGGAGGUGCAAUCAUUUACUAUGCUUCCGUCUUCCUCUACUUUUGGGUCUUCUCGACACCAAUCGUCUCAUUCGUCUUUGGAAGUUACUUGUACAUUUGCAUUAAUUGGCUUCAGAUUCACUUUGAUGAAGCCUUCUCUUCCCUUCGUAUUGCAAAUUACAAGUCGUUUACCAGAUUACACAUCGACAGAGCUGGGGAUCUCGAAAUAUUCACUCUUGCUGUCGACAAGGUCCCCAAGGAGUGGCAGCUAGAUCCACAUUGGGAUGCAGAGCCAAGGCAGGCACAGCAGAUGAGCCAUCACCGGAAGUACCCUAGUAAAUGGAGCGCUGCGGCUUACCAACAGGAUCCGGUGAAUUCGGUCAAGAUAGUUGACCAUUUCGUGAUUAGAAGGACAGAGGAAGUACCAGGGGUAGGAGCAGCAGCAACUAACGGAUCAGUCUCUCCCUGAUCUCUUGUUGAUCUAGAUUUUGCUGUAUGUUGUAACAUCAUUAAUCUUAGAAGCACAGAACCAGGAAAGAGAAUCGCGGCAGAGAAUUUGAAAGUUAGUUCUCCACUAACCCUUCAGCCUUCACCUCUUCCUGGGUUUAUGAACUCUGUAUAUAUGUAACUUACUUUUCUAUCUCUCAGCUAAUUAGAGUCGACGCCAAGAUACAAUGCUCUUCAUGGUUAGAAUUGACUGUCUUGCUCGACACAUGGUAGUGAAGAAUUGGAAGAAAUGGAGAUUGAUUCAUCUUCUCAUGCUACUUUAACUAAUCAUGUUUCCAGAAACAAUUGAGAACAAGAAAAGAACUUUCUGAAA
Messenger RNA from Linum trigynum, 6197 nucleotides. The record is from the annotation of a GenBank genome assembly. Lineage: Eukaryota; Viridiplantae; Streptophyta; Magnoliopsida; Malpighiales; Linaceae.